AGACCGCCCACCUGGGUGGAGAGAACCCUAGUCCAGAGCCGAGAGCCGGAGACCACCGAGGGGGGACGGUUUCCCGUGCGAGGCUCCUAUUCCGGGCCCUACCGAUGACAGUCCACAAUCUGUAUUUGUUUGACCGUAAUGGCGUAUGUCUGCACUACAGCGAGUGGCACCGCAAGAAGCAAGCGGGGAUCCCCAAAGAGGAGGAAUACAAGCUGAUGUACGGGAUGCUGUUCUCUAUUCGGUCGUUUGUCAGCAAGAUGUCCCCGCUGGACAUGAAGGACGGCUUCCUGGCUUUCCAAACUAGCCGCUACAAACUCCAUUACUAUGAGACGCCCACUGGGAUCAAGGUGGUCAUGAAUACUGAUUUGGGCGUGGGACCCAUCCGGGAUGUGUUACACCACAUUUACAGUGCGCUGUACGUGGAACUGGUGGUGAAGAAUCCUCUGUGCCCUCUGGGCCAAACUGUGCAAAGUGAGCUCUUCCGAUCCCGACUGGACUCCUACAUCCGCUCUCUGCCCUUCUUCUCUGCCAGGGCUGGCUGAUGGAUGCACCCUCACCCUGCAGAGAAUCUGUGUCUGCCUGAGGACCUUCCUAAAUUGUGCUACCUAAGGGUCCCAUUAAAGGCCACCCCCGCCCCCAACUCCUUCAAGGGCAACAGCCUAACCCACUCCUUGGUGCCCUCUGCAACACUGGAAGCAUGCCCAUAAGGGACCUCACAUUGCCAAACCGGAGCCUCGUUCCUGGACAGUUUGUUUUUGUUUUGUUUUAAUUUUUUUUUGCCCCCACUGCCAAGUGAUACCCACAGUUUUUCGGGCAAAGAGAGGCCAGUUGUCUCCUGGAAAGUUUUUAUCCCCUCCCUUCCUGACCCUUUGAGAGGCACACAAUAAACUUGUUAUUACCGUC
Molecule: messenger RNA, 903 nt
Organism: Echinops telfairi (small Madagascar hedgehog)
Lineage: Eukaryota; Metazoa; Chordata; Mammalia; Afrosoricida; Tenrecidae
Gene: TRAPPC1
Product: trafficking protein particle complex subunit 1
Exons: 4
Coding region: 105-542 (145 amino acids)
Biological process (GO): endoplasmic reticulum to Golgi vesicle-mediated transport
Cellular component (GO): TRAPP complex
Source: RefSeq, a predicted model, not a curated record